This is a messenger RNA of Arachis duranensis, 927 nucleotides long. RefSeq lists its product as uncharacterized. The transcript is spliced from 2 exons. NCBI's taxonomy places the organism in Eukaryota, Viridiplantae, Streptophyta, Magnoliopsida, Fabales, Fabaceae. Bases 175 to 612 code for a protein of 145 amino acids. The record is from RefSeq and is a predicted model, not a curated record.
ACAGAAACAUUUAUGAGCAAAAAUAAGCAACUGAUGUAGAAAGGGAAAGCCUUUCAUUUCAAUUAUACACUCCUCCGUCUUGUGUUGCAGUAUCUGAGAGAAACCCAUCAAUCGAUUUCAUCAGAAAGUAAAAAUCAAAAUAAAAAAGUGGAAGCUUGUUGCUGUCGUUGAUCAAUGGCGUCGAAUCAGCAGCAGGGAAGUGCGGAGAAACCGGCGAAGAGGAAGCCAGUGUUCACCAAAGUGGAUCAGCUGAAACCGGGAACCAACGGUCACACCUUGGUGGCGAAGGUGUUGUCUUCAAACACCGUCUUGAACAAAGGGAGACCCUCCUCUUCCCAAAACCUUCGCCCCACUCUCAUCGCAGAGUGCCUCAUCGGCGACGAAACCGGCACCAUCCUCUUCACCGCUCGCAACGAUCAAGUUGAAUUGAUGAAGCCAGAUACUACGGUGAUUCUCCGAAACGCAAAGAUAGACAUGUUUAAGGGAUCAAUGAGGCUGGCUGUCGACAAAUGGGGCCGCAUUGAGGUAACUGAACCAGCAAAGUUUGUAGUUAAAGAGGAUAACAACCUAUCUCUGGUCGAAUAUGAAUUGGUGAACGUGGUUGAGGAAUGAUUCUGCUGAAGAGUGCAAACAUGGCUUUAUGAUUUGUUUAUUGCACAAUGGAUACUGGGAAGGUGAAACAUAACUGGUGAUGGAUUGGACUGGUAUACGUUCUUACUUGUAUCUAGGCGGUAUUUCCCUUUAACAUGUGACAUUUCUUAGGGCUAAGCUUAAGUCACUUGGAUAGUAUUGUCUCAACACUAAGAUUUGCUAUUAUCUUUGUCAGCAGCUGUAUCCAAUGGAGAAAAGUAUGAUAUUUUGUUUAUAUGAAUAUGUUAUUCCCCAUAUUCGUUUCCAUCAGCCUGCAAUGUGUUUUUAUUUUUAUUA